Molecule: messenger RNA, 8514 nt
Organism: Acanthopagrus latus (yellowfin seabream)
Lineage: Eukaryota; Metazoa; Chordata; Actinopteri; Spariformes; Sparidae
Product: CLIP-associating protein 1-B-like
Exons: 35
Coding region: 2-4195 (1397 amino acids)
Biological process (GO): mitotic spindle assembly
Cellular component (GO): mitotic spindle; microtubule organizing center; cytoplasmic microtubule
Molecular function (GO): kinetochore binding; microtubule binding
Source: RefSeq, a predicted model, not a curated record
GAUGGAGGCUGAAGUGAUCAGGAUGAAUUCAGAGGUUCUGCUUCUCAGCGGCUUCGUUGUCUCAGACAAGAACUUCGAGGACGAUGACUCGGUGGACGGCGGCCGCUCCUCGUCCUCAUCCAAAGGAGCCUCGCUGUCCGGGAGGAAGACGGUGAGCAUGGGUUCAUUCCGACGUCCUGCCUCCGCCUCCAGCGCCAAGUCUGCAGGGAGGGAUGGAUCGGUUGCUGGAGCUGUGGAUGAGGAGGACUUCAUCCAGGCCUUCGAGGAUGUUCCCACCGUGCAGAUCUACUCCAACAGGGAGGUAGAGGAGGCCAUGACGAAGAUUCGAGACGUGCUGUCCGAUGACAAGAGGGACUGGGAGCUCCGAGUGGCGGCUCUGAAGAAGGUGCGCUCACUGCUGCUGGCCGGCGCCGCUGAGUUCGACGGGUUUCUGCAGCAGCUGCGUCUCAUGGAGGCGGCGUUCAAACUGUCCGCCAAAGACCUGCGCUCGCAGGUGGUGAGGGAGGCCUGCAUCACUCUGGGCCACCUGUCGUCGGUCCUCGGCAGUCGCUUCGACCACGCGGCGGAGGCCACCAUGCCCAUCCUCCUCAACCUGGUCCCCAACAGUGCCAAAGUCAUGGCCACCUCCGGCAUGGCCGCCAUCCGCCUCAUCCUCAAACACACACACUUCCCUCGUCUCAUCCCCAUCAUCACCAGCAGCUGUACCUCCAAAUCUGUGGCUGUCAGAAGGCGCUGCUUCGAGUUCUUGGACCUGCUGCUGCAGGAGUGGCAGACGGGCUCUCUGGAGAGACAUGCAACAGUUUUAAUGGAGACUAUAAAGAAAGGGGUCCACGAUGCCGACGCAGAGGCUCGCUCUGUGGCCAGAAAGUGUUACUGGAGUUUCCACGGUCACUUCCGUCGGGAGGCGGAGCAGCUCUUCCAGGGUCUGGAGUCGUCCUAUCAGAAAGCUCUGCAGGCUCACCUGAGGAGCGGAGACAGUCUGAUGUCGCUGCCCGCCUCCGAUCGCUCCUCCUCGUCCUCGCAGGAGAGCCUCAACCGACCCCUGUCUGUCAAAAACACCUUUGGAAGCAGCACAACAAGAUCCAAAGCUGCCCACAGCAGGACGCCCGCCGCGGCCUCGUCUCCGGGCUCACUCCAGCGCUCUCGCAGCGACGUGGACGUCAACGCCGCGGCCACCGCCACGGCCCGCACCAGGAUGCCCACCGUGCCCUCUGCGGUGGCGGCGGCGGGGCCCUUCAGCUCGGCCUCGGCUCUUCCCCCUGGAUCCUACGCUUCACUGGGUCGAGUACGAACCAGAAGAACGAGCGCAGGAAACGGCCCGUCAGUGACCGACAGCCGGGGACGAAGCCGAGGGAAAGUGGUGUCUCAGUCUCAACCUGGCAGUAGGUCGGGUUCACCCGGCCGACUGUUGAGCUCCACCUACGGCAGGCUCCCGAGGCCGACCAUGGGGACGGCAGCCGCCGCCGCCAACAGCACCUCCACCGCCAUGACUGACAAGAGCCGCCCCCGAGGACACCGCAGUCAUGGCUGCAGCCGAGAGACCAGCCCCACCAGGUCGAGCACAGCCCGCAGCCGAAUCCCCCGACCCAGCAUGAGUCAGGGCUGCAGCCGCGAAACCAGUCGCGAGAGCAGCCGCGACACCAGCCCCGCCAGGGGUUUCUCCCCCCUGGUGACUCGCCGACACUCCCGGUCGACCAGCGCCCUGUCCUCUGCCGAGUGCUACUCAGACCGUCUGUCCCAUCAGGCUCGGAUCUCGGCCUCCGUCAACGCCAUGAGAAUCCUCAACACCGGCACCGACGUCGAGGCAGCCGUCGCCGACGCUCUGCUCUUAGGAGACUCGAGGAGUAAGCGGAGGCCGGUGAGGCGGCGCUUCGAGUCUCCGGGAAUGUACUCGGAUGACGAUGCCAACAGCGACGCCUCCAGCGCCUGCUCCGAGCGCUCGUACAGCUCGCGCAACGGCGGCAUGGCGCCGCAUUACCUGCGUCAGACGGAGGACGUGGCCGAGGUGCUGAACCACUGCGCCAGCGCCAACUGGUCUGAGAGGAAGGAGGGUCUGCUGGGCCUGCAGAACCUGCUCAAGAGCCAGAGGAUGCUCAGUCGCGUGGAGCUGAAGAGGCUUUGUGAGAUCUUCACCAGGAUGUUUGCAGACCCUCACAGCAAGAGAGUGUUCAGCAUGUUCCUGGAGACUCUGGUGGACUUCAUCACGCUGCACAGGGACGACCUGCAGGACUGGCUCUUUGUUCUGCUCACUCAGCUGCUCAAGAAGAUGGGGGCCGACCUGCUGGGCUCCGUCCAGGCCAAAGUCCAGAAGGCUCUGGACGUCACCAGAGAGUCCUUCCCGUACGAGCAGCAGUUCAACAUCCUGAUGCGAUUCAUCGUGGAUCAGACGCAGACGCCCAACCUGAAGGUGAAGGUGGCCAUCCUGCGCUACAUCGAGGCACUGGCCCGUCAGAUGGACCCGGCCGACUUCGUCAACUCCAGCGAGACUCGCCUCGCCGUCUCACGCAUCAUCACCUGGACCACCGAGCCCAAGAGCUCCGACGUCCGUAAGACCCUUCAUAACUGGGCAGGGGAGGAGUUCUCAGGCCGAGCCAGUACCGUGGCCUCUCUGCCUGGAGAGGGCAACCUGGAGGAGAGGUGCAAGCAGGCGGCCCAGGUGGUUCUGAUCGCCCUGUUUGAGCUCAACACUCCAGAGUUCACCAUGCUGCUGGGCGCUCUGCCCAAAACCUUCCAGGACGGAACCACCAAGCUGCUGCACAACCACCUGAGGAACGCCAGCGCCAGCAGCGGCCUCGGCAUGGCGUCUCCCAGUAACUCUUCGGGUCGGACUCCUCCUCGGCAGCCCGGCAGCCGCAGCAGCCCGCUGACCUCACCCACCAACUGCUCCCACGGAGGGCUGUCACCCAGUCGGCUGUGGGGUUGGAGCGCCGACGGGCUCUCCAAGUUCCCUCCUCCAUCCUUCCCCUCCCCUCUUCCUCCGCCCGCCGCCCACUCCUCCCUCAAGGCAGUGCGGCGAGCUUACUCACCCAGCAUGCUGGAGUACGACAGUGAAAACCUGAACUCGGAGGAGAUCUACAGCUCGCUCCGCGGCGUCACCGAGGCCAUUCAGAACUUCAGCUUCCGCAGCCAAGAAGACCUGAUGGAGCCGCUGAGACGGGACGGCAAGAGGGACGGCAUGUCCGGCGUCGGGGCGUCCUCAGACUCUGGUGACGUGGUGGCCGGAGGUCGCACAGCUCUGGACAACAAGACGUCGCUGCUCAACACGCCGUCACCGCGCUCCUUCGCCGGCCCGCGCUUCAGAGACUACAACCCGUACAACUACACGGACAGCAUCAGCACGCUGGACAAAGGCGGCCUGAAGGAGGCGCUGUACGAGGACGCGGUGGAGCAGCUGAGGGACGGCAGCCGACAAGAAUGCGUUGAAAAUAAGAUCAUGAGCCCAAAAGGCUUCCCAGCUGGCCCCGCGGAGCAGCUGGAGCUGGUCGGGACUCUCCUGAAGGAGCUCUCCCACAGCCAGGCGGGGGAGCGAGGCCCCGAGGAGAGACGGGGGACCCUGCUGGAGCUGCUGAAAGUGGCCCGCGAGGACAGCCUGGUGGUCUGGGAGGAACACUUCAAGACCAUGCUGCUGCUGCUGCUGGAGACGCUGGGAGACAAAGAUCACACGAUCCGGGCGCUGGCCCUGCGAGUCCUGAAGGAGAUCCUGAGGAACCAGCCGGCCCGCUUCAAGAACUACGCCGAGCUCACCAUCAUGAAGACGCUGGAGGCUCACAAAGACUCGCACAAGGAGGUGGUGCGUGCGGCGGAGGAGGCGGCCUCCACUCUGGCGUCCUCCAUCCACCCGGAGCAGUGCAUCAAAGUCCUCUGCCCCAUCGUGCAGACGGCGGACUACCCCAUCAACCUGGCCGCCAUCAAGAUGCAAACGAGGGCCAUCGAACGCAUCGCCAAGGAGCCGCUGCACCAGCUGCUGUCGGACAUCAUACCUGGACUCCUGCAGGGCUACGACAACACGGAGAGCAGCGUGAGGAAGGCCAGCGUCUUCUGCCUGGUGGCCAUCUACUCUGUGAUCGGAGAGGAGCUGAAGCCGUACCUGGCUCAGCUCACCGGCAGCAAGAUGAAGCUGCUCAACCUGUACAUCAAGAGAGCUCAGACCUCCACCAGCAACAGCAGCAGCUCCUCCGACAUCUCCUCCUACUAACUCCCCCUCGGCUUCUCCCGCCUCCGUCACAGACAACUUUUCAUUCCAGUCGUGGUUUUAUGUCUCCUGUCGUCGAGAUGAUUCCCGUUCCCCGAGGAGCUCGUGCUUCGCGGCUCCAGUUUCCGGACCAUCCUCCUGAAUCUAAUGUUCCCGGGCGGUCAGGUGAUCCUUCCAUAACGAACCCGGCGCUCCACCUGAACCGCCUCCCUUCACACUUUAGAGUCAUGAGCCUUAAAACUUCCUGUUCCAUCCACGUACGAUGGGACCGAGCAAACACUUUGUAGAGAUCUCCUCUUCCUCCUCCUCUUCCUCCUCCUCCGACCGUCGUCUUUCACCGAGGCGAUCCUGAACCGAUCCCUCACAGUGAUCCGUCUUGUUGAACUGAACAGAACCGAGGUGAGUGUGGACCACGGAGAGGAGCGAGGAGAGCUGCGUCCGUCAGUAUUUUAUUCAUUUUAACCAACUUUUCUUUGUUUUUGCUUUGACACAUCAAACCUUGUUGUAUACUGAAUGUAAAGCUUUGACAGGUUGUGCUCCUCCCUCCUGAACUACUGCCUCAUUGUACCCGGUGGAUCAGUCUUAAAGGCGUUCUGAGCGUUUGAUGAGUUUUAGAAAGUGGCACUAAAGUCUUGAGAAGGCUGAAGACUAAUAAGUUAAAAUAACGAGCUUUCACUAGUGACAACUUAACGAGAACAACAGCAGAGAAACUGCUUCUCCUCUGCUGUCACACUCAUUAAUAUGAUAAUAAUGUGAAAUCCACGUUCAUGUCAGUUUACAUUGCAGGAUCAUUUGGCUGGCCAAUGAUUUGAAGCACUACAGAGAGUCAGAGUUGAUUAACGAAGGACCCGAACACCAGCAGAAGAUAUCAGAGACGAUAUUAAAGAUAUCACAAUGAGCAACAAUCAUUUUUAAACACGUGAAGAACAGAAAUCCGGUCCGUGUAACACGUGUCACUUCCUGUUCGUCAGUUUGAAACUACAAAAUGUUUUUACAAAUUUAGUUGAAUUAACUAAUCUCGAUUGUCAUUAACUAAAAUAUACACAUUUUCUUAAUUUAAAGUUGAUCCGACUUAAAAUUUUUACCUCGAUUGGGAAAAAAAGUUGAAUUGAAGCUAAAAAAAAAGUGUUAAAAUGAUCUGAUCUUAUAUGUGUCUGAGAGACAAGUGAGGAAAAUAAUAUCUACAUAUAUACGUAUAAAUAUUUAUGCAUGUUAGGUUAAUUUAUUUUAUUCCUUGGAGAGUCGAAACCAACUAGAUUAACUUUAAUGUGAGUUCAGUCGGAGAGCUGUCGUCUUAAAAUGGGACCAAACAUUCACAAAACCUCCACAGACAGUUCGACAACUCUUAACACUCUUAAAAUAUAAAAUAUUCUUUUUGUUUUGAAGUCCAACAACCUGAAAGAGACUGAGAACAACGUUUUCUAACUCGGAUCUGUGUUUAUGACUUUGGAACUGGUGAAAAGAAGGUUUUUGCACAAUAAUCUGUCAGUUCCUUCAUUUUAUUGAAUUUUUCAUGAGUGAAACAAUGUGAAAAAUGAAGAUACGACCAGUUAGCGUAGCUUAGCAUAAAGACUGGAAACCAAUGGAAACUACUAGCCUGGAUCUGUCCAAAGAUCCCAGCACCCGGCCGAGAAUUCAUCCAGAUGAUGAAAUAAGGUCGAUAUGAGGGUAAAAAUGAAGCUACAACCAGUUAGCUUCACUUUUUAGGAGGAAAAAUGUGCCGUGCAUGAAACAGAGUGAAAUUUCUUUCACUCAACAGACAAAUUUCUUUUUUUUACAGCUGAAUUUUUUGUCUUUUCUCGCUCAAACAUGGAAAUCAUGUUUUCAGAGAUUAUUAAUAUUUCCCUGCCAGUUCUCGAGACAUAAACACAGGAGAGGAAACAAUUAGGAUUAUUAAUAACAUGAUUAUUAAGAUGUUCUGUAGAACAAGUUCAGAAUCUUUAAUUUACGUUUAUUGACGACGGAUAUUAGAAAUGGACCUGACGAGUGUUACAUGGACCUGAUGUUGUAAUCAAACUGUGGAUUUUUUAGAAUCAUUUUCAAAGACUGAAAGUACAAAAUAAAGAAUAUGAUGAUUUUUAGAAGGAUGAAAUAAAACCACUGAAGACAGACGGGAUGUUUCUCUGCUGACUGAAGGAUGUGAAGCUGAAGGCCCGGUUCUGUUUGACCCGGGAGCUUGAUGGUUUUAACGUCUGCUGUCGAGACUACUGUGAUUUGUAGAGUUUCAUUCCAAAAUACUUUAGUAUUUAUGUCAUGUUACACUUAAAAAAUAAUCUAUAGGUCAAGACUGAAGUCUCAAGAAUAGUAUCAGUGUUUACUUUAUGGCUGACGAGCUGUUCAUCCUGUGUUCUUGUUUUAAAGAGAAGGUUUAAUGAGCGGUUCUGGGAAGAAUCUCGUCCGUAUCAGCUGUUCCUAAAUUGAAUGUAAGUCCACUCGGAGACUUCGACCGUUAAAAUGUGAAAUAUUCUCAGCAAAUGGGCCUAAAUCUGACCGAAAGAUCGACAAUCUGAAUGAUGAGAUGCUACUAAUGAAUAAAAUAAAGAAGCAGUGCUGACCGGAUGGAUCGUGAAGUGCCGGCGUGUGUUUGAUCUGUGGACAUUAGCAAUAAACUCUUUUCACGUCGAAGCACUGUAAACUUCCAUCGUGUUCCUCCUUUGAGACGCUCUCGCUGGUCAAUGUACAGAAGUGUCAUUUUUUAAAGUAUAUUCUAAUAAAAUGUUACUGCUGCUUAUUAAAACACUAACAAACGCGCCUAAUAACUCCAGCGUACGUACUGUAUCUGAGCGGAGCGGUGUGGAGGACAGUUACCGACCGACCGACACACGCAAACGUUUGAAUCCUCUGACCGGUUGAACUUUCCUGGCGUUAAACUCCGCCCGCCUGGCGCUCAAGGAAGGGUCAAACAAGCGCUACAGAGGAGGUUGAAGUCGUGUUGAAGGAGGAGGUCGACAUUUUGGGAAAAAACUGUAAUGAUUUCUUGCUGAGGAUUAGACGAGACUGAUAUCGUGGAAAAUGAAGCCAAAGCUAGUUAGCUUAGCUUAGCAUAAUGACUGGGAACGAGUGGAAACUGCUAGCCUGGUUCUGUCCGAAAGUCACUGAACCCAGCCAAGGAAUAGUUCAGAUGAUGAGAUGGACGGUUGAUAUCACAGUGACAAUUAAGCUUCCACCAGUUAGCUUAGCUUAGCAUAAAGACUGGACAUAGAGGGGAAGUGCUAGCCUGGAUCUGUCCAGAAGUCACUGCACCCGGCCAAGAAGUAGUCCAGAUGAGAAGAUUGAUACCUGAGUAGCUAUGAAGCCAAAGUGAGUUAGCUUAGCUUAGCAUAAAGACUGGGAACAAAGGGAAACAGCUAGCGUGGUUCUGCCCUUAAGUUCACUGCACCCGGCCAUGAAAUUAUCCAGAUGUUGAAUGAUUGAUGCCACAGUAGAAAUGCAGCUACAACCAGUUAGCUUAGCUUAGCAUAAAGACUGGGAACAAAGGGAAACAGUUAGCCUGGUUCUGCCUCAAAGCCACAACACCGGGCCAAGAAAUGGUACCGAAAAGUCUCGAAUGUCAGCGGAAAUUGACUCAAACAGUUAAGUGUGACGGGUUACACAGACCAGGCUAGCUGUUUCCCCCUCUCUCCAGUCUUAAUGCUAAGCUAAGCUAACAGCUAGUAUCAGUACCAGCUGACUCUCAGUAAGAAGACGUUAGCUUCCCAGAAUAUCGACCCCCGUCCGUGACCCGAAGUGAAGGAUGACGUUACUGAAGAUCUUCUGGCCUUACUUCAUCUCUUCAGACUCGAUAACUCGGACUGUUAAAUGUUCUGCACCGCCGCCGCUUUUCUCAGCGCCGAGACGUCGACCGGCGUCAAACUCUGGACCGAAUGUUUCCUCCAGAACCAAUGAAGUCGUCCACAGUGACCCAGUGUUUGCCCAGCGACUGAAAAAAAAACUUCCCUUUACUCUUUUUCUACAUGUCAGACGUCCGUGUGCGUCGAGAAGAAAACUCUGAAACUGAAAAUUGAGAAUCUGAAUUUGAAACCUGUUGAUUUCCUGAACGUGUGCCUUUGGAUCAAGAGUUCUGGCGACACACGUGGCGGUCCUGUGCGAUACUAACCCGUACUAACACUACGACGAACGCGCUGCUUCUUCAGGUGGAGCGACUCGGAGAGAGAGCAGAGCUGUACAUAAGCUUCAGGCCUCUCACAGUGCAUGGCUCCUGGUUACCAGUUUGAUUUCACCCUCCACUAUAUUUAUGUUUUACUUCCUGUAUAUAUUUACAUGUUUGGUUCUUUCACCUGUGAUAGACUUUGCAGAACUUGAAAUAAACUAUCAGACUUCUA